AUGGAUGGAGGAGGGCUACUUCUUCAGAUCAAAUCAGUCAUGGCUGUUGCUGCUGGUGCUGCUGGUGCUGCUGGUGCUGCUGGUGCUGCUGGCGCUGCUGGUGCUGCUGGUGCUGCUGGAUGUGGCGAUCGCCGUCGUCGUCGUCGCUGCCGAAGAGCUGCUUGCGGAGAAUAUCGUGGAGCUGGCCGAAAAGUUCCUUCUUGAGGGAGUCGAAGGCGAGCUCCAUCCUGUCCAAGAGCUCCGUGGAGUUCUUGUUGUACAUGAACAGCCCAUUGUACAGGUCGAAGCUGUCCUUGCAGGUGUUCUCCACCAGCUGCAGCAGCGUCUCGUAACCCUUGGUAUUGAUCGGCCGCGACUCCAGCUCCAGCUUCGCCAGCAUCCUCCCCACCGUGUGCGUCACGAACUGCGUCUCCGCCGCGUACCUGUCGUGGUCUUUGCAGCUCAUCUGCACCAUCCUGCAACCCUCCCCUGCAAAUAUCUCCAGAAACCUCCGGCAGCGGCGCCGCCGCUCCUCGCCGCCGCCCACUCUCACUUCCUCGUACACGAACGGCAGCCCCGCCCACCCGCCGCCGCCGCUCUCCGGCCCGAACAUCGGGUGGGUGCAGACGAUGUCGAAGUCCGGCGGGAGGGUUUGGAGGAGGAUCGAGCGGGGGAACUCCUUGACGGAGAGCACGUCCGCGAAGAGGGUGGAGCGGCGGAGGCGGUGGAGGGGGAGCGAGGCGAGGACGGAGCGGAGGGAGAGGAUGGAGGUGCAGAGGAGGACGACGUCCGGGUGGGCCUCGCAGAGGUCGUGAGGGUCGGAGAAGAAGGCGGCGCAGCCGAGCUCGCGCGCGGCGGCGGAGUAGUCGGAGCGGGAAUGGGCGAGGACGGCGUGGCCCUGCUUGACAAUGGUGCGGGAGAGGAACUGGCCGAAGUUGCCGAAGCCGACGACGGCAACCUUCAGACGGGAGGACUGCUCCAGGAGGGAGGAGGCCUUGGCUUCGUAGUCGAAGGGCUGGGCGGCGUCCACCGCCUGCACCAGCGAGAGGUGGCGGCGCCGCCGACGAGGGGAGCGGAGAGGUGGGAAGCACAGAAGGGCGGCGGAGGGAUGGCUACGCCACGGCGGAGCGCCGCCGGCGGGGGUGAGUGGGGAUGGGCCGAGGCCGGUGGCGGCGGUGGCGGCGGCCUGCAUUGCAGAUCAGAUCACUGAGGAAAUGCCGCAACAAGCAGAUGAAGAGGAAGGAAGAGAGAGAGAGAGAGGGAGGAGGAUGAUGAGGAAAGGUAGCCUUUCUGGAUUCUGGUUGCUUUAACCUUGUCCAAAGGUGAGCGGAUCCCAGUCAGUCGGGUCUCCGCCACGUGUAGGCCGCCGAGUCAUGGUUAAGCGCGGGGGGGUCAGCGUUGGUGACGGCUCACUACGGUGAUUUCACCAUGGGCCUUUCGUAAAAUAAUAUAAGUUGAGUCUGGAUCCAAAAUAUCGACUUCUACAGGGGCUUAUCCCAAUUCUAACAGCCUCACCGACUGUGUUUUAACGGCAGGUUUUGACGUUUUAAUAGAUACUCUUUAAACGAGUGGUGCGAGAAUCAGUCAUACGAGGCCUAUUCUAUAUGCAUAAUGGGCCUAUAUAUUUGGCUGGGCUUGGGCCCAAACCCAACCAUGGGAGCCCAGAGACAUGUUGGGCCUUUCAGGGAAUUCCGGCUCAUCUACACUGCUGCUUGAUCACGUUCAAUUAAUUUUCAUCUUAUUAUCCAAAAAUACAAGAAAAUUAAUUUUCCUUGUUUUUUGUCAUAUCCAUAAUUUUUCUGAGAAAGGAGCUGAGAAUAUUCCCACGAAGAGAUCAUGAAUAAUUCAAAAUGGAGCAAUCGAGAUAUAAAUAAAACCUUAGGAAUAUGCAUGUCAUUGUUUUUAUACAAGUCCAUGCGUCAUCACAAAAAAAAUGGUAUAUAAUAUUUCUACAAGGUGAAUAUUCCCAAAGAAUAGGACACGCAUGCAAAUGACCUCAAAUCUCUACUUAUAAAAGGAAAAAAAAAUUCCAAAAAAAUUCCAAGUAGAUACAAUAUCAUACUCUGGUAGGCAACAUUCCAAAGCUCAGAGAAUCAUAACGAACCCUGAUUAUACAAAAAUAACCAUGACCAAGUACUAACCUAAAAGAUAAUCCCCAGCUAUAUAAAUAAUCUACAUUUAUAUAUAUAUAUAUAUAUUCACGAUAAAUGCAUCGAGUCAUCUUGGUAGGGUUUGAGCACAACCUCAGCCAUAUCCACUAUAAGUUCGUAGCAUGGUUAGUAAAUAUACAUCAUUAUGUCCAAUGUAGGAAGAGUGAGAGAUAGCGUGCUUGUUUAGUGCUGCCUCCUCUCAGCACACUAUCGCAGCCCUGAAAAUAAUCAACAAAAAGGAUUUAAAUAAUGUCCUGCCUUCCUAGGAAAUACAUCUUUCACAUCAUUUUGGAAGCUCGUCCAAAAUCUUAUUGAGUUUAUUGAAAUAAAGAACUUGUUUUAUCUUCUAGGAACGAAAAAUUCUAAAAUAUCUAGUUGACAUGUGAUUUGGAAAUUGGUUGUUCUACAUAUAGCAUUGUGUCAAUAAGGUAUGCCCUUUUUUUAGGGUACUAUGAUUUAUCAGCUAGCCUGGUGGCCUUCAUAAGCCUAGAGUAAUAUCAUUGGAUUUUGCAGGGAUCCCUUUUUGGUUUAACAAUGGAAUUGUUAUCAUUAAUUGAAGAUUCAGAAAAUAUAUGUGGAUGACUUAUUUGGACCAAGCUUCCUCGUCAAUGUCAUUAUGACAAAAAUUUAUCAUUAACAUUUCAAAAUAUAUCAUGGGAAAAAAAUUAUAAAGUAUAACAAAUUUUGUAUGCAUAAUAUCCAAAAUUUCAUAAUAAAUAUCAAUUUUCAUUUUCAUGUCUUAUGUGAAUAGUCUUGAAUUUAAUAUGCAAUAGUUCAAUUGUAAUUAACGUAUUGUAAGUGAUUCCUCUAGCAUUUCAUUUGGAGUCUCUAGCAUGUUUUCUCUUCUCGAUAGUUGCUUACAUGAAAUCAGUAUUUCUAAAAGAGAGAAAACAUAAAAAAAAAUUAAUUAUCAAGAAUCUCUUUAUUUGAGUAAUUAUAGUGUUUUAGUUCUAUUUUACAAAUUUUUUUUUAUUGGCUUAUUCUAUUGCACUAAAUAAUUCUUACACUAAUUUUCAAGUGCUACCAUGCAUGAGAUGCAUAUAAUUUUUAUUGCUAUCACUUUUAAGUAAAUUUUGUACUAAUAAAUUUUAGGAGGUUUGGUUUUAAAUCAAAUAUAUUGUAGAUUUUUGUUAAGUGCUCUGAUUUUAGUGGUACAAAAAGGGACAAUAGACUACGAAAUUGUAUUUUACUGUUUAAAGCUAUCCUUUGUCAAUAAAGAAAAACUUUGUUGUACUCAAGAAUAGGAGAUUUUCUUUGCCUUGGUAAAUCUCUUGCCAAUGUGCUUUCAAGAUGUGUUCCACUUCGUUGUCUAUCAAAUAGUAUCUUACCAAUUUACUUGUCAUGAUCUUAUGCUCCCUAGCAUUGAAAAAGGGUUUUACACCUUUCAUUUUAUGAAGGAGCCCCGUAUGAUGUAAUUUUGAUAGGAAAAUAGUUUAAUCAAGUUUAUUAUGAAGGAGCCACAUAAUAAAUAUUUAUUGAUAUUAUAACUACAAAUACUCCAUCAUGAGAGAAAGUUAAAUUUUAUAAUUAUGAACUUAAAGUCAUAAGCUAAAUACGUUUCUCAUCUUACCCAAUUUAAGAAUGAAUGUUUUGUCUAUUUAAUCAAAUCUUCUUGAUGUUGAAUCACUUUUAUGUUUUGGCUCAUUUGUUGUCGUUUAGUUCUCUUUAACUGAAUGGUAAGUAAUAGCUAUAUUAUUUCAUCUCUCUGUGCCUUUUACCUUUUAGUAGCCUGACUUGAAAGCAACUAGUAAUACAGACUCGACGGGUUCUAAAGUUUCAUGAAGGACACAAUUUAGUCCCUCGAAGAUAAUAUAAUUUACUAUUAAUUUCUUAGCAUCAUCAAGGCGAUAUAUAAAUGGUUCUAGCUUUUGGUGCCACUUCUUCGUUUGAAAGUAGAAAGAACGCUCUUUCAAUCGUUACCACGACCAUGGAAAGCCUAAAAGUUUCCAAAAUAGGGUGCAAGUUGAAUGGAAAAUGAGAUGGGCCUCCUCCCAAAUCCUUGCGAGGAAGAUUUCAUCAUCUACAUCUAGGUUUCAUCAAAGGAGUCGAAGAUAAAAAAUCAUUUAAAAUGUAAUGCCCUAGCUAAACUAUUAGCUUUCCCAUAGUUCAAACAUUUAUUGACAUUGUUGCCCGAAAUCUACUGCACAUAAGAUCAAGUCAUGAAAACAGGUCCAUAUGAUAGCAAAAGGAAGAGAACACGAAACGAUCAGCCAUUGGAAGAAGUUUAUUACAACAGAGACGGCCACGACGUUGUGAAGCCGAAACUCUCCUCUUAUAAGCCCAAAACCACCCCGGACUGAAGGAAAGGAGAGCCGGUAAUGCGAUUCAUCGAUGGGGUUGAAACAAGGGGAGUUUGCCGAGGAACCGAUUGACGGGGACCAUGUUACCGCUUGAUAGGGGGUGGGUAACGACCGUGGUAGCUGCGGUGGCGGCGGUGUCGACGAGGAGGAGGAGGUGGCGGUGGCGGCGGAGGAGGAGGUGGUGGUGGUGGUGGCGGCGGUGGGCGGGGAGGCGGCGGGGAGUAA
Molecule: messenger RNA, 4654 nt
Organism: Spirodela intermedia
Lineage: Eukaryota; Viridiplantae; Streptophyta; Magnoliopsida; Alismatales; Araceae
Source: the annotation of a GenBank genome assembly